AUGAGACCACCCCGCGGGUCUAGGAGAACGUCUAUAGAGGGACCCAAAGGUAGGGGUCGAGGAGAGAGAACGAGGCAAGAAAAAUCCGUCCAGAGGCCAGGGCCCAGCAAUGGGAGUGUACAUCCACAGCAGACUAAGAAGAGGAGCAGUAAGUCAGCCCCUGUCGCGGUUCAAAAAGUCAGAGGUCAAGAAAAGUGGAAACCCAUGUCUAAGUCUUCCAUACUGGCUCUUGACAACAUGCUGAGUUUGUCAGUACUAUCUGUUUUGUCAAAGAAGAUGAAGGAUAAAGAGCGGCCACAGGAACAUCUGAAUUUACUGAAAGUUGGGUUUUUGGCCAGGUGUGCACAGCUCCCCGUACCCCUCCGAAAACACGACAUGGAGAAGGUGACCCGCCAGUAUCAAACGGAGAUCAGGAAAACUGAACUGGGCAAAAAGAGACUGCAUGCUUUAGAGGAGAAUCAGGCCUCAGUUGUCAGCACUCUGGAGCAGAUGGAGAUAAGGAUUGAGAGUUUGGAAGAGGAAUGUCGAAUUUUGAGAAACAGGUUAGAAGAGGAGGAGGACAAUGCAGGAGAGUUACUACAACAAAAAGACCAAACUGUCCUCUGUCUGCCUGCUUUACCACCUCAUUCACGCUCGGAGCCCUCGCUGCAGGCAAUGGACAGCUCAUCGCAGUAG
This is a messenger RNA of Chanos chanos (milkfish), 675 nucleotides long. RefSeq names its product centromere protein Q (gene cenpq). The coding region runs from base 1 to 675 and encodes 224 amino acids. Lineage: Eukaryota; Metazoa; Chordata; Actinopteri; Gonorynchiformes; Chanidae. Gene Ontology annotation, cellular component: nucleus. The record is from RefSeq and is a predicted model, not a curated record. The transcript has 8 exons.